This is a messenger RNA of Penicillium cataractarum, 2115 nucleotides long. RefSeq lists its product as uncharacterized. The record is from RefSeq and is a predicted model, not a curated record. The coding region runs from base 1 to 2115 and encodes 704 amino acids. The transcript has 6 exons. Lineage: Eukaryota; Fungi; Ascomycota; Eurotiomycetes; Eurotiales; Aspergillaceae. Gene Ontology annotation, molecular function: DNA-binding transcription factor activity, RNA polymerase II-specific; DNA binding; zinc ion binding. Gene Ontology annotation, biological process: DNA-templated transcription; regulation of DNA-templated transcription.
AUGACCGAUCAACGCCAAAUCGUACCAGGUCCAUCGCCGACUUCUAAUCAUGAUGGUCCACAUCGCAAAGAGGCGAAGCCUUCAUCUUCGGCGACGUCGAGUUCGAGUGCUUCGUGGAAGAGGAGGGUUUCUACUGCUUGUCUUGCGUGCAAGAAGUCCAAGCGGAAGUGUUCCGGCACCCCACCGUGCGAAAACUGCCGCACCUUCCAACGAGUCUGUAUAUUCGACGAAUCCCUCGACCAACGCCGCCGCGUCGCCGCAAAACGCACAGCCGACGAACUCUCCUACCACCGCGACCUGCUAAACGACAUCUUCAAACUAGUCCGUGAAGCCGACGAACGCAAAGCCCUCGACCUCCUCGAAAUAAUCCGCCACAACGCCUCCCCCGACGAAAUCCGCACCUUCAUCAACAACACCCUCUCCACGCUCGACACGACAACCAGCCGAACCUCGGCCCAGGCUGCGGCUAAAUUGGAGGAUAUGAAGAAUCUGAUUAACGUGGAAGGCACGACGCCCGCGUUUAGGAGGAAGGUUAUGGAUAUUCACUAUCUUUGCGAUGAGGCGCCGAUUAAUGUACCCGCGCAGCCGUGGACGGAGGUUACCAGGGAUAGGGAUCUGGUUUCGCAUUUGGUGUCGCUUUAUUUUACGUGGGAUUAUCCGUUUAAUUCGUUUUUGGAUGAGGGGGUGUUUUUGAAACAUAUGGCGACUGCGGAUUUGGGGAGUCAGUUUUGUAGUCCGUUUUUGGUGAAUGCUUUGUUGAGUAAUGCUUGUUACUUUUCUGAAUUCUCUGAGGCUUAUGUUGUUCCUGGGGAUAUCUCGUCCAAGGGAUGUGAUUUCCUUGCUGAGGCUGAGCGGUUGAAGGGUGAGUUGCCUAUGCAGCCGAGUUUGGCCUCGUUGCAGGGCACGCUUCUUAUGUAUGAAAGAUACUCGAUGUCCCGCACAGAUGACUUGGGCUAUAUGAUGCUCCAUGAAGCUAUUCGCAUGGGCGAAUCGCUUGGCCUUGUAGGAAAUACGGGCCCGAGAAUGACCUCGGAGCAAUUGUCAGAGGAUAUGGAUUCCUCGUGCAGACGUACAGCUUGGGGACUGUUUAAUGUGGAUACGAUGGUCCAUACUGGCUUCCUCCGAUCCAGUCUCAUCAACCACGUCAAUAUGCCACGUAUCGACCGUGAUCAUCUUGAAGAUCAGUCUCUGUGGAUGCCGUACCCUUCGCAUCGAGAUACGAGACCCUCAUAUUUGAGUGUCUACUUCGACGAGGCGUGUAAUUUGUCGACGAUUUCCCGUGAUAUCUCGCGGAGUAUGUUUGCAGGUGAAAAUACUGUGUUGGAGCCGCUGCAACGACAGAGUCGCGAUGCGUUGUAUGAACGAUUGAAACGAUGGGACGAGCUGUUACCGGAGAUUUUUGAUUGGGAAAAGGUGGCGCCGCAUGUUAUUCUUUUGAAAAUGCGGUAUAAUGCCUUGAUCAUCAACCUAUUCAGUUGUAUCUCCGGGAAUGGACAUUCGCGGACUACGACAGAGGGACCUAAAACACCCGAAAGUCCUUCGAGACAAACUCCCGAGCCAGCCUCGAAAUACAACGCAUGGGAACUCGCCCAAACGGCAGCCCGCAACAUCGCCACACUGACACGUCUCCAUCGUCGCGAAUUCGGCGUUAGUCGAGCGCAUCAUUUUGCCAUGUACGCGAUCAAUCUCGCCCUCUUCACAAUGCUAGAACAAGACUCCUUCGAUGUACUGGACCGGGAUUUCUUAUCACUCGCCAGCGCAUUCUCCAUCGUGGCGAGUCGCUCAGCACUCGGCAGGAACCUAUUCCAUAUCUUCCGUCAGUCUGUACGGGCCAAGGCGCAGGGCAGUCGUCUUCGUGAUGCGUGUUCUAUUCCGGACGAGUUGAAGGAUUUAUUUGAUGAGGAGUCUUCGGCUAAAGGGCAUCGUCGGUUUGAUGAGUAUGCAGAUGGUCUGGAGAAGCUUAAUCAGGAUGAAAGGUAUCAUGGAAUUACGGGUGGGGAGGGACAGAGUUUGCAGGAGUAUCCUGGGUUGGGAUUGUCGGAUAUGUUGGAUCGGUAUGAGAGUUUGAGUUUGGGGAAGGAUGAUGUUUUUUGUGAGAGGAAGAAGGGUACAUGA